AUCUUGAACGAAAUAAAAUACAGUGACCAUAAGUGGCAAAGUUGUGUCGAUUUAAAAAUGGUAAACAUUCUUCUCGGUCAACAAAGUGGUUACACUAAGUUUCCCUGUUUUAUAUGUCUUUGGGACAGUAGAGCUAAACAAGAGCAUUGGGUAAGAAGAAAUUGGCCUUUGAGAGAAAAUAUGAAGCCUGAAAAGCAAAAUAUAGUCCAGAAUUCAUUAGUAGCUCGUGACAAAAUUAUUCUUCCACCAUUACAUAUAAAACUGGGGAUCAUGAACCAGUUUGUUAAAUCACUAGAUGAAGACGGAAACUGCUUUUCUUACAUUUGCCAGCUCACUAUGGAAAAGAUUAAAGCCAGUAUUUUUGAUGGGCCACAAAUUAGACAACUUACGAAAGAUACCUAAUUUAUAAAUUCUAUGACUAAGUUAUAACUAAAGGCUGGGACAGCUUUCGUCUCUGUAAUGCAGAAUUUUUUCGGAAAUAAAAAAUCUGCAAAUUACAUUGAACUUGUAGAAGACCUUCUGCUACAAUUAAAAAAUAUGAGGUCCAAUAUGAACAUAAAACUUCACUUCCUUCAUAGUCACCUGGACAGGUUUCCGGAAAAUUUAGGAGAUAUGAGUGAAGAGCAGGGAAAGCGUAUGCAUCAAAACUUACGCGUCAUGGAAGAGCGCUAUCAGAGU
Psylliodes chrysocephalus is the source of this 678-nucleotide messenger RNA. The record is from the annotation of a GenBank genome assembly. NCBI's taxonomy places the organism in Eukaryota, Metazoa, Arthropoda, Insecta, Coleoptera, Chrysomelidae.